Messenger RNA from Thyridium curvatum, 1872 nucleotides. RefSeq lists its product as uncharacterized. NCBI's taxonomy places the organism in Eukaryota, Fungi, Ascomycota, Sordariomycetes, Thyridiales, Thyridiaceae. Gene Ontology annotation, molecular function: transcription cis-regulatory region binding; DNA-binding transcription factor activity. Bases 1 to 1872 code for a protein of 623 amino acids. The transcript has 5 exons. Gene Ontology annotation, cellular component: nucleus. Gene Ontology annotation, biological process: positive regulation of transcription by RNA polymerase II. The record is from RefSeq and is a predicted model, not a curated record.
AUGCAAACUGACGCCGAUGUUGAACCCGCUAGGUUGGUAUCUAUAGCCGCUUAUCUCGACGACAACCCCCGACUCAUUGCGUCCUCUAUCAUUUCUUCUCCUAUUGCACCUGCGUGGCUUGAAGUCAUCGUCUCUCUUACUCCCAAGGCAUUUGUCGCUCGUGACAAAGCCACUUGUGGGAAUGCAGUAUGGGUAGUUCCCCGCGCAUUCGUCGCGCUCGCACUGGCUGCCGCAACUGCAAACAGCGUAGACGGAAGUGCACGGCCAGCAACGUGGACAAAUGGCCGAGAUCUUAUUCACGACGGCGAAGACCUCGAAGACGCAGGCGACCAGGUCCACUUUGUCAAUGUUUCACCCGAAGAGAUAUCUGCUCUUUUACAUGUGGCUGAUGGAGAGAGCCCUUCGGAUAUGCCUGUCGUUGAGUACCCUCCCCACCAGGCUGUCCAUCGGGCCCCUCGUUUGCUGCAAUCCCGCUCCGGGUUCGAUUUGAUGCUUGGGGAUCACGACUCAUCGUCACUUAUGCUCUUGGACUAUUAUACCAACAACUGGUGCCGUAGAAAGGUCAUCGUUGACGGUCCCGACAAUGGCUACAGGCAACUGGUCCUCCCGGUAUUGCCGGGUUCUUCAAGUCUGAAGCACGCCAUCCUCGCCCUCGCGGCAUUCGACUAUCCGCAGCAGGAUGGCGGGCCUGGGUUCCGUGCCAUAGCUCUUCGGCACAAAUCUCAAUGCUUGCGGUUGCUGCAACAGAACAUCCAGAAACUCCUCGCACCUUCUGCCGCCGAUGUGUCACCGGGGGACAGCUCCCCGAGCGCCGACUUCCACGAGACUGUGCUCACGACGCUGAUCAUGUGCAUAUCAGAAAUCACGACCGGCAGCACAAAAGAGUGGGUGACAUACCUCCGUGGUGCCUCGGCGCUAUUUGAAGCCGUGGGUCGCCGGCCGAGUGCACUGGACCACCGCCUAGUACAAUUCGCCCGCCAGUACUUCCUAAUCAGGGAUGUGUUUUCCUGCACGGCUCUACACAACGAGUCUUACUUCGCGGAGCAGCGAAGGGAAGCCACCGCUUUGUGGGCGGAUCUGCUGAAGGGUGUAUCUUCCGAACCGAACGUCGGGUCGGAGAUUAGUGUUUAUGUUGGGUGCUCCGAGCGCCUGGUGGCCAUCAUCUCUUCCAUCACAGCCCUCGCGAGGCGCAAGGCAAAGUCUCGAAAGGCAGCGAGCGGGGCCUCGCUAGCUCAAGAGCAGGAGUUUCUUGCCGAGGCGAAUGCGCUGCAGUGCCGACUCGACCAGCUACGAGAAGAAUGCCUUGGUCCCGAGGGGCCAUUCACCGUUGGUGACGACGGCGAGGACGAUACGUUUACAUUGAAUGUCGACGACAGCCACGAUCCCCGUCGGGUCGUUCUAUUCUCGCUGCUUUUCAAAAGAGCUGCACAACUGUACUUGCGACACGCAGGCUUCGAUAUUCCUGUCACGCAUCCAAGCAUCCAGCAGGUCUUGCUACCUUCCCUACUAAAGCUCUUUCAACAUGUCGAGGUGCCUGAGCGAGAGGUCUAUCCUAUGUGGCCUCUCUUCAUCGCAUCCUGCAUGGCUGUGACGGAGAAGGACAGGCGGACGGUGCUAGACCAGUUCGGAAAGCUGCGUCAGGUAUGGACACUUGGGAACAUCGGUGUGACUGAAAGCUCGGUACAUUGGGUUUGGAAGUGGCACGAUAUUGCCUUGGACGGUCGGGUAUCAGGCUCCACCAUGCCUACCCCAAGGACUGAAGAUGGUUCCAGCAACAAUACGCAGCUGGCCAUUAGGACCAAGGGCACUUCGUCCAGUGUUGAUUGGGACGCACCACUUCGGCGACUGGGUUGGCGGAUUUCGUUGACUUGA